Camellia sinensis is the source of this 5221-nucleotide messenger RNA. Lineage: Eukaryota; Viridiplantae; Streptophyta; Magnoliopsida; Ericales; Theaceae. The record is from RefSeq and is a predicted model, not a curated record.
CGAACUAUAAAACAUUUUUCAAAUAACAAUUUUCCAAACACCGAUUAUAUAUAAAAUUAAAUUUUCAAUCUUUGCGCCAAUUCUAGUCACCCACAAAUAGAGAGGCACGAUUCUUCCCCUUUUUAAGCAAGAUAGAAUUUCCAAACACAGCAUGGCUCUUCUUUUCCAAUUCUCUUUGCCUCUCUUUCUGAUUCAUUGUCCCUAAUUCAGUUUUUUUAAUCUGCCAUCUCCGAAACUACCAUCUCUCUGGUCUCUGGAAUCCUCUCUCUCUCUCUCUCUCUCUCUCUCUCUCUCAGAAAUAAUCUCUCGCUUGCCUUUUCGCACGCACUCGAGCACCUUCACCACCACCAACGUCCUUCGCGACCUCACCCGCAACUACGACUGCGACUACCACCGGCUACUACGACUAUCUGUGUGCACCUUCUACUGAAAGGAGUCUUUUCGUAUGGAAGCCCAUGCAGAUAUGAACAUGUUAAAGUUUCUCGAUCAUAGUCCUCCAUUGCAUCUUCGUCCACAAUUUCUUACCAAUUUUUCAUUUCUGAUUCAAUUUUUGGUCUCAUCCAUUCUGUAUAUCUUGUAUCAGGAAUUGGCGUUGUAGUUCCCCAACCUCUGGAAUGAAUGUCAACUCUACAUUGAGGGCCUGCCCAAUAUGUAGAAAGGUUUCAUACUUUGUCAUUCCUAGUGUCAUGUGGCAUUCUACAAAAAAAGAAAAGUAGGAAAUUGUUGACUGCUACAAAGCAAAACUCAGGUAUAAUUAUGUGGGUCAUGUACUUCUCUUGAAAUGGUUAUUAGUUCUCCAAUUCUCUUAGGUAUAGGUUGUCUCAGGUUUGUUAUAGUAGAUUCUUCUAUUAAUAUAUUCUAUAAAAGUGCAAUUAUUGCUCUUUAUAAGUUUAGUUUUGAUACGAGGAUUGGGCACAAAUCCACAAUAGUUAGUUACUCAGUCCAAAACUAUUAAAAUAUGAUAUUAAUGAUGAGUUAGCUAUUAGAAAUGAUUAGAGAUGGGAAUUAAGGGUUUGAAGCAUGAUGCUGUGGCAUACAACACCAUGAUUGAUGGGUGUUGUAGAAUUGGAAAGGUUGGAAGGACAGAAGAGUUUUUCAGAGAAAUGGGGUUGAGUGGUGUGGAGAGUUCUUGUGUCACUUUUGAUCAUCUCAUUAAUGGGUAUUGUAAGAUUGGGGAUGUGAGGCUUUGGAGUUUUUGAGAGUUGCGAUGAGAACACAUGAGAUUACACCGACGAGGAAGAGUUACGAGUUUCUAAUAAAGGGAUAAGAGAGGAGGACAGAAGAAGCAUUGAAGCUUCAGGCAGAUAUGGUAGGGAAACGGUUUGAACCGAAUUUGGAGAUUUAUAGCGCUUUUAUUGAAGCAAAUACAAAACAAGGGAAUGAUGAACUAGCAGGGAUGUUAAAGAAGGAAAUGCUAGAAACUCAAAUGCCUAAGAAACAAGAUUAGCUGAUUUUAUCCCUCAGCAUUGUGAGGUACCUUUGUUUUGUGGUCAGAUUGCUGCAAUCUUAAAUGUAUGAUUUUGUUUUAUGUAACAUGAAUUAGUGUGCAUUUUGAAAGUUUUGUUUUCUUGGCUUUGUACAUAGAAGAAAUUUGAGCCCUUGCCUAAUCAUUCCUUUUGCAGAGAGGCAGGCAACACAUCUUUCUUGACGUACAGCUUGCUAUGUGGUAAAAAUUAUUUUGGGGGCAGGUGCAACUACCUUAAGUUGGACUUUGCUUCUAGGUAAGUAAAUACAAAACCUGGUGAAAGAUGCAAAAUUCAACUUUAGGGCUUUCCUUUCUAAAAUGAAAGGUUUUUUUUUUUUCAUCCCAUUUGCAUAAUAACAUGUAUAGUUUAACUAGGAAUUCUUAACACUUGAUCAAAAUUGGCUUACAUUUUAGUAAAUUGAUGAAUUUGUUUAAUCCUUUUAGAGAAGAUUUAACAGAUGAUUGCUUGUUUUGAAAUCCUCAUUGUGAACCACGUCAACCUUCCACUCAAAAGUAAAGAAUGCUUUGUCAUUCCAUGUCUUUGAUUUCAUUGCCUACUCAUUCCUCUUAUAAAAGAUGAGAAUGCAACUUUCUUUCUGUAUAUAUACUGGUAGAUUUUUUUGUGGGUUCUAUUCACAGAAGACAUAACUACCUUAAAUUGAAGUUUUGAACAGGUACUUCAAAUUUAGCCUACUUUUGCAACCUCACUAGUUGAUUUGUACUGCAUUCCUAUGAACAUCACUAUAUGUUAUUGUUCUACUCAGCCAUGGAACUUUCUAUUUCAAUUUGUUCAACAGUCCCUGAGGAAAUGUUAAUACCAUUAUAAAAAAAAAAAAAAUUUGACAUUUUGAAAACAGAUAUAUCGACUUUAGGAGCUUUUAUGAGCAUAUGUCCAAAAUUUAGAAGAGGCUUUGAGAUCUCAGAAAUAAGAUAAUACUGUUAUAGUUUUUUCGUCCUCUUUGUUAUAUAGUUCGAUUGAUAGAUGUUCUAUCUUUACUGAUGAUAUUAUAUUUGGUUUCCAUGGCCGGUUGUUUUCGGCUAAAUGUCAAUUUUUGGGUAAAGCUUCUUGCCAUUGGUUGCUGAUAGAGGGGAGGAGAUUAGAAGUACUCAAUACCAUAUUAUUGUGACAGGGAGGAUUUCAUACCUUUUUUUGCUCUUUUUUUCAAUUUUAUUUUAUUUAGUCACUCAAUGAAAUGCCAAAUUAACUUGUAACAAUUAGGAUCUGUGAAGAAUCAGAAGGUUAAUCCUAGCCAACUCUUUACUACAAGUCUCAAAAUUCAUUGAACUCUUACCUAACAAAAAGAAUAAUUCAAAUGAGAAGUUGUAAAUGAAGAAUAAUUCAAAAGGUUAAUAGAAUAAAAAUGUUAAAUCUUACCAAUCAGCAUUGCUUUAUUGUUUUGACUUUCAGGUUGUGGAGCAUGGACUUCGCCAUUUGCCUUUUACUGAGAAGCAAGCAGUCACUCCAACAGGUCAGUAUAUACUGGGGUUGAUUUCUGCAAGAAAUUGUGUGGAGUUUCCAUUAUUCGAAGCAGAGAGAGAGCCGUAGACAAUCGAUGGCCGAGAAUGAACAUUCCCUCCGGACAGAAUACCUUACGGAUGGAGAUGGGAUCCGUGACUUUCCUCCCGAUUUCAAAUCAUAUGUGAAGAACACCCAACUGCUCUGCCAGCGCACAGCCUUUAACUGGGGCUGGGUUUUUUGGAGUGGAGAAGACGACCCACGCGAACGUCUUCCUCCUCCGCCUGCCUUCUCCGAGUUAAUGGCGAGAAUAAAAUCCUGUUUCAAAGAUGUAAUAAUGGAUCUCUUGCCGACUACACAAUGUCUUUUACAGUUUUGGAAAGUCAUAGAAAUUGGAGGCAAGUGUUUACUUACAACUCGAUACCAACCUUUUGGUUUUAACCAGAUCAAUGAAGGACUUUGUGGGUAUAGGUUGAUAUCUUUGGAUUAUGAAUUUGAUGUGGAUGGAGUGAGUGACGAACAUCUUGGCCUCCUUGGCCGUGUGUUCCGCCAUCAACAGCUGGAGUCUACUCCAAAUGUGCAGUAUUACUCCUGCAAUGAGUAUCCACAGCGCGAUCGUGCUAUCAUUUGCAAUAUUAAGUCAUCUCUGGUUGUACCAUUGUUUGGAUUUUCUAGGCGGUGCUGUAUUGGUGUAUUUGAGAUGGUGUCAACAACUGAAAUAAUAAAUAGUCAUUUGGGGAGUUUCUUUUAUAGGUAUACAUUGAGUCUUCUGCAGAUUAAAGGUCUGCCAAGUUCAAAAUGUGAACAUUUGAACUGUGAGAAAGUCAAGGAUGAAACUCCUGAAGAAAUCAGGAAAAUGCUAGACGUGGUGUAUAGCACUCAUCAUCUACCUUUCGCUCAGACUUGGUCCUUGUGUAGGCUUUGCAAUGCUGUGUUUAAAACAUAUAGAACUUGUCAUAGAGAGGGACAUAUGGAUGAUUUUUUAGCAGUAUGUGCUUUACAGCAGCUACGAAGAGGGAAGGGGAUUGUUGGGAGAGCAAUUUCGUCCCAAAAUUUGGUAUUCUGCAAAGAUGUUACUCAAUUUAGCAUAACUGAGUAUCCUUUCGCACACUACACACGCAAAUUUGGAUUUACAGGUUCUUUUGCAAUUUGCUUGCGGAGUAGUUAUAUUGAAGACAAUGUUUACACGCUAGAAUUCUUUUUGCCUCCAAACUACACUGAAGGUAGGGAUUUGAGGACUGCUUUGGUUCCGUUAUUGACAACAAUGAAGCAGCAUUGUAAAAGUUUUAAGGUUGCUUCUGGAGAAGAACUAGGAGAAGAGUUAUCUAUUGAAGUUCUUGAUUUUUCAGAGGAUGGGGAACUUUAUUCUUAUCAAAUACCCCAGACUGCAAGAUCUCCAAAUAGAAUGGAGAAUGGAGAACAGAUGGAUCUAGAUUUAUUCGAUCAACAAUUACCAGAAGUGGAUGUUGUAGACACCGAAAACAAUGUUGUUAGUAACGCAGAAGAAAACAACAUUGUUGUUACUUCUGUACAGCAAAAUUGCAUAAUUAACUUGUCCCAGAGACUACAAAGAAAAGCUGGAAUUCCAAUUAGCUUGGAGGAUCUCCAGCAACGUUUUGGAAUGAAACUUAAAGAUGUUGCAGAAAGCCUUGGCGUUAGCCGAUCUACAGUGAAGCGUGCUUGCAGGGAAUAUAAUAUCACCUGGUGGUCACCUGGCAAGAGAAGUAAGGAUAACCAAUUGCUUUCCAAUAAAGGUGUUGUUCAGGAACAAAUCCUAGAAUCUAGUCAUCCUCCAUUUUUUGAUCCACUUCAUAUGCAAGACAUGGCUACUGCUUCUCGCACAAAGCCACAUUUUCCAACAGCGCAAGACACAAGUAUUGUGACCAUAAAGGCAAAAUAUGGAGAUGAUUUUAUUAAAUUUCAGCUCCCUGUGUUGUCAGGAAUGGUAGAGUUUCAACAGCAAGUGGCAAAGAGGCUAAACCUACAGGGUGGAACUUACCGUGUCAAGUAUCAAGAUGAGGUCAAUGACUGGAUUUUAGUAGUUUGCGAUGAGGACUUGCAAAAUUACAUUUGCAAUUCGAUAUCACGAGAGAGGAAUACAGUCACAAUGUUGAUUCAGCCAAUUACUAAUUGCCCAUCUUAAAUCCGUACUCCAUCUAUCAUUUUAGGUGCAUGUGGAAUUCUCUAGUUUACAUUUAAAAGACAAUUGAAAGUUUGUAUCUUGUAUGCUUGUUACAAGUUUGUAUGAAUUUCAUGUACUGCGUGUUGUUUACUUAAUUGAUUAUAUAAUAUGAUUCAAA